GUAAAUUAUCUAUGUUGAACCCUUUCGCGCUAUCGCUUAUUUAGCCCGCGUGUAUUUUAUCAGUAAAAUUGCCGCGAAAAUGGCCAUGUUUAGUUCAGGGUCAUUUACAACUAGUACUCCAUUUCAUCAACAAUAUGAUAGUGGCUUUUAUGGUAACUCUCCACAAUCUAGAAGUUCAUCUCAGUUUUCUAUUGGGGAAAAUAUAGGAUUAGAAAUAGGCUGUUUUUUUCCAUUAAGAAAGAAUUUAUUUGGAAAAAGGAACAAUUCUGAAAAUAUACCAGUUGAUCCGUUUUCACUUGAACGUAAGUUACUUCUUUCAAGGAGUUCGGCAUUUUCACGUAGAGAUGCCAGUUCAAAUACAGAAACUCCAAGAACAGCGAGAAGCUGUGCAGGUUCAGAUAAACCUGUAAAAAUUGAAAGACUACGUCAAAAUCGACGAUGUUUUUUAAAUGGUAAGACUGAGAGAUUAAAAUGGCUUGGUGGUAAUGAUAGUGGGUUUCAUGCUGAAACUCCUGAAAGCUCAGAAUGUCUUAAAUCUAAAGGUCGUAGAAUACCAUUAUUGGAGAUGGUAAAAAAUUUGAAUUCAGAAAAUUCAAAAGAAGAAAGUCUAGCAUAUUUUAAACGUUUUUUGGAUGUUUCUGGAGCUAAAAGUUUUGCUGAUCUUUCAAUGUCUGAUAUACAAGACCUCUAUAACAUUCACCGUUUUCAGAGAACCGGUUUAAAGCCAUCUGUAACAGAUAUCGACUUCAAUGAAGAGCGUCCACUGAUGAAGGAUUUGAAUGAGGGAAAUGAAGUGUUUCUGUCAUCAUGGAAAGAGAGGCUAGAAUGCAUCUCAGCAGAUAUCAAAAUGCCACCAAAGAUUGAUAUUCUAAGCCAGCUUCACAAUAUCAAUGCACUUUCGCUUAUAUCCUGUAUCUUAUCCUAUCUCUCCGGCCACGAUUUGCAGACGGUAAGCAGUGUAAGUCGAUUGUGGCGAAAAUUAGUUCUUGAGGAUGAAGUUGCAAACAGAGCAAGGCUGGCUUGUUUGGAAAAAAGGCAAAAGUUUAUAAAGGAAAUGGCAAUCAAAAAAUCAGUCAACCCAUUCCAGAGGCAACCGAAUGAUAGAAUACUGAGCUGUAUUGAAAAUAUUCAGAAGGAGGAGCUUCAAUUUAAAAAAACUAUCAAAGAAAUUAAUUUUAAUGCAUUUAUUGAGGUUGGAAAAAAAGGCGAGAACUAUAGACCUAUGAAAUGUCCUUCCUGCUGUAAUCUUUCGCUCCAAGACAAGCACAUCAUUACCAAGUACAAUUGUUUAUUUUGUGGUCAUGAAUUCUGUUGUAACUGCUUAAAACCUUAUUCAAAUUGGCAUUACUGUGCCCCAAUCAAUUUUCCAACUAAAAAACCACCUGCUAAUGGUAAAAAAUAUUUGAGGCGCUUAUAAGAUAUUUUGGAUUUUUUUUUUUUUUUUUUUAAUGAAGGAUUUUUUAAAGUUCCUUUUUUAUAAUGCUGGAAUCUCAUUUAUGUGGCAGCUCUGUAUCUGAAUGAAAUACUGUGAUUUCUUUUUUAAUCUAUACUAGUCUUUUACUAGUCUAGGCACUACUUUUUGUACCUGAUGUAUUGUGAUUUUAUAAGAAAGCUUAGCAUGGUUAUCAUUUAACAUUUUUAAAUUAAAAUAUAUCUGUGAUAUAUCUUUCUACUGUAGUGAUCUUUAUAAUUUUUUUUAUAAAAUUGUAAUUUUCAGACAAUAAUUUACAUCAGCUUUUUAGCUGAACUAUAGUUGAUUCAGUCCAUUUUUAAGGUGCUACAUACUUGACACUUAUUUUAAGGUGAUUUUAAAUAGAAUAUUUUAAAUGUAUUGACUUUACAAAUCAUUUUUAUAAGAUGCGAGACUUAUAUUUUUAAAUCAUCAAAAUGUAUCUCUACCAUACAAUGCCAUGAAUUAUAUUUUACUAUAAUGUGUCAAAGAUCAUUGUGAUAUCAUUUUGUGUGGUAUUUUUCCUUUGUUAACCAUACAAACUACAGAACCUUGCCAUUUUAUC
Messenger RNA from Argiope bruennichi, 2015 nucleotides. Its product is annotated as F-box only protein 5-like. Lineage: Eukaryota; Metazoa; Arthropoda; Arachnida; Araneae; Araneidae. Gene Ontology annotation, molecular function: protein binding. The record is from RefSeq and is a predicted model, not a curated record. The coding region runs from base 80 to 1417 and encodes 445 amino acids. The transcript has 4 exons.